This is a messenger RNA of Lucilia sericata (common green bottle fly), 716 nucleotides long. RefSeq names its product calcium-binding protein P-like. Lineage: Eukaryota; Metazoa; Arthropoda; Insecta; Diptera; Calliphoridae. The record is from RefSeq and is a predicted model, not a curated record. The transcript is spliced from 2 exons. Bases 45 to 614 code for a protein of 189 amino acids.
UGUACUUGCGCGAAUAGACUUCAUUCCACUUAAAUCAUUUGAAAAUGGCGUGCAUCAACAAGUGCCCAUAUUGCAACAUGGCCAUUAAAGUCAAUUUUAAAAAGGCCAAUAUUCGGCCGAUACAUCCGGGCUAUCUGGCUGCUCCGGCCCAGCAACCGGGUCAUUAUCCGGGAUACUCAGGCCCACCGGCCCAGCAACAGGUCUACCCAGCCCAGCAACAGGUCUACCCAGCCCAGCAACAGGUCUACCCAGCCCAGCAACAAGGCUACCCGGCCCAGCAACAGGGCUUCCCGGCCCAGCAACAGGGCUUCCCGGCCCAACAACCCGGCUAUCCGGCCCAGCAACCUGGCUAUCAGGCCCAGCAACCCAGCUAUCCGGCCCAACAACCCGGCUAUCCGGCCCAGCAACCCAGCUAUCCGGCCCAGCAACCCGGCUAUCCGGCCCAGCAACAGGGCUACUCAGCAGCCCAGCCGGCAGCCCCACCACCAGCACCUGUAACAGCACCUGUAACAGCCCCAGCAACACCUGUAACAGCCCCAGCAACACCUGUAACAGCCCCAGCAACAGCCCCAGCAAACCCACCGACAGCAACAUCAAAACCCAACGAAAGCUAAAUACACAUGUUUCGUUUUUUUUUCUUUAUAUAUAUGUUUGAAUUGUUUUUAUGUUGUUUUUUUAGAUAUGAAGUUUAAAUAUAAUUUGUGUUUUUUUCAAUA